Messenger RNA from Notolabrus celidotus (New Zealand spotty), 3288 nucleotides. RefSeq names its product insulin-like growth factor binding protein 5a (gene igfbp5a). Gene Ontology annotation, molecular function: fibronectin binding; insulin-like growth factor II binding; insulin-like growth factor I binding. The coding region runs from base 543 to 1346 and encodes 267 amino acids. NCBI's taxonomy places the organism in Eukaryota, Metazoa, Chordata, Actinopteri, Labriformes, Labridae. Gene Ontology annotation, cellular component: extracellular region. The transcript has 4 exons. Gene Ontology annotation, biological process: regulation of insulin-like growth factor receptor signaling pathway. The record is from RefSeq and is a predicted model, not a curated record.
AGGCAUGCCAGCACCCGCCCUGUGAAAUCAGCAUCGCAGCGCGCGGAGUUGACAAGUGCGCCUCCCCCUCUCCAAACGUUGUUUGACAUACCCAUCGUUACAGGCUUCGCCUCUGGCAGUUUCUUUUUUUAAAAGGCAAGCUCAAAGCCGCAGAUUAUACAUUUUGGUUAAAUAACCUACAGAGGGAGAGGCAGGGGGAACCAGGCGCGCUCUUCUUUCACAUUUGGAGACAGGGAGGUUGCGCGUAAACGGCACCGGGCAUCACUGAAGGAAAAAGACACGCACUCGUGGAUAUCUUCUGUUCUUUUAUUAUUCAUUUCAAGGUUGCAGAGCUGCGAGAAAGGAAGCAGAGAGGACUGUGAGAAUUGGAUGCGUUGAAAUCUUGGACUCCAGCGCGCAGAGCACCUGUGGAUGCAAACACCCCCCUGAUAUUUGGACUGACACCCUUUGCAAAAAAGAAAGGAUUCCUCACAAUACACAGCUGAUAUUCGUCGCAGUUUUUAGUCCUACAAUCUUCAGUUUAGAGUCAAAAAAGGCGCACCAUGCUGCUGAGUAUCCCCCUCCUGGUGGUCCCCCUCCUGAGCAUCACCGGCUGCAGCUCGUCCUACGUGCCGUGCCAGCCGUGCGACCAGAAGGCCCUGUCCAUGUGUCCGCCGGUGCCGGUGGCCUGUCAGCUGGUCAAGGAGCCCGGCUGCGGCUGCUGCCUGACGUGCGCGCUCGAAGAGGGCCAGGCGUGCGGCGUGUACACCGGGCCGUGCACGCGCGGACUCCGCUGCCUGCCCAAGAACGGCGAGGAGAAGCCGCUGCACGCGCUGCUGCACGGCCGCGGGGUGUGCAGGAACGAGAAGUUGUAUAAACUGCUGCAUCCGUCAAAAGAUGGAGAGUCCCACGAUGGUGCAGUGCUACCUGUCCCAGAGUCCAUGCUGCCCCAAACCAAGGUGCCACUAUACGGCAGAGACCACAUCAGCAGUCGAAAAGCCCAGGCCAUGAAGCAAGCCAAGGACCGCAAGAAGCAGCUGGCCAGACUGGGACAAAGCAGCAACCUGGACUUCACACCGCUCAGCCUGGAUAAACUGGAGCCAGAGUUCGGACCCUGCAGGAGAAGACUGGAUAAUCUCAUUCAGAGCAUGAAGGACACUUCUAGGGUUCUGGCUCUCUCUCUUUACAUCCCCAACUGUGACAAGAAGGGCUUCUUCAAGCGCAAACAGUGUAAGCCAUCCCGCGGUCGGAGAAGGGGGAUCUGCUGGUGCGUGGACCGCUUUGGCGUGAAGAUCCCCGGCAUCAACUACGCCGGAGGAGACCUGCAGUGCAAAGAGCUGGAGAGCAGCAGCAACAGCAAUGAAUGAUAAAGUGAAGCGGUCGUACUCUGAGCCCUGUUCUUCUCUAAACCCUGCCAAUCAAGCUAGCACGCUAAAUGACUGCCAAAUCAGGAAACAAGUGGCACAAAUAGUUAUAAAUAUUUGGUCAGGUGUGAUGGACUACGUUGUUUUUCUUGUCUUGUUGAAAGGGAGUUGAAACGAAGUUCUUGGGUUAAAAUCUGCACGUGUAGAUCUUAACUCCAGCUCCCGACUGACUAUGUUUGAGGUCAGCUAACACCCUGCCUCUUUAUAUCCAUAGAUAGAAUAGAGGAUUAUAUAUAUAUUUGUAUGAUACGAUGAUAUAUUGUGUACUUGGAGUGUGUUGCUAAAUUCUAUCAAGAAAUCGUAGGACAAGACAUAUUUUAAAUGUGGCUAAAAAUCAAUAUUUUGUCUUUUUUGAGUCGGUUCUUGUCGAAAUUAGUGAUGUAAAACUUUAUGUUAGUGUUGAGGAUGAUAUUCUGAUGUAAAAUAUAUUUUGUAUGUUGUUAUCACAUGGGGGAGGACAGGAGCCUUUUGGCGGCAGGAAAGCUAUCGCUGUUUGUUAGCCGUUUAUUCUCUAACCGGAGAUGUUUAACCCACAAAACUAACUCUCUUGCAGAGAGAGAACAAGAAGAGUGACACCACUUUUUGUGUCAGUCUGGUUAAGAUUGAAGCUAUGACUCUGUCCAAAUGUCACAAAAUCUACCAACAAGUACCUCUACAGCUCACUUAUCAUGUCAUGUGCUUUUUUCUGUUGCAACAAGGAGAUAACUGAAAACAACAAGAGUUUGAUUCAUCAUUGCGGUUUCAUUUCCUGGAGGUUGCACAAGCCUAGCAAGAGAUCAAACCUGCACUUACAAUCAUAAAAAUCAGGACAGAAUUCAACUUUAAGUUUGUGGAAAUUAAAUAAGACAUCAACAAGUCAUUUAAGGCUUGUUUAAAUGCAUUUUGCAGACGGAUGAUGCUUUAUAUUUUCAGUAAAAGCAACACUUAGCAGUAACUGUAGCUAACUAUCCUGCGUCCACUGUUAAACUUGGUUGUAUUUGAAGUAACUAGAAUAAAACCCAAUUCAUAAACAAACUAUUGUACAGUAAGAGGUUGAUACUUAAAAGCCUUCUUCAAGUCCAGAUAAUCGCGUCCACUGUUUGUAAAUGUAUGUACAGAGUGUGUGUGUGUGCAUGCUCCUGAGUGUGUUUGUAUGUUUGUAUACCGUACUGCACGUGCCAUGCCCUUAUAUCGUUCUCAAUUACAAGAAAUCUCUGGUGUAGACUCUCUCAAGCUAAGUCUAUCCAAGCUACUGUCUGACAAAUGUGGUGCUGUGCAUUUCCCUCCACACACAAAUCGUAUGCAAACGCCCCGCGUUGGUUCUUUUUCCACGUGCAGGGUCUCCACAGGCAAAUCUGGGACUCACUCUCAUGGUUUUAUCAGGUCUCUUAUCCUGCACAGAGCAAGGUCGCUGAGUUUGUAUGUAAAUUCAAGUGCCUUCUGGCCCACGCCACUUUGAAUUGGAUUUGCAUGUGGACUCAAUGUGUUGUUGAAAGAGGGACACUUCAGCACAGAAGUUUUUAGAUGGUUGCUGUCAAAGAAAACAAAGAUCCUCAAGUCAAUCUCCUCUUUUCUGUUGUUUUAAUCUCCCAACUCAUGACUUUUAAAAUCUCAGACAUUCCUCCUGCACUGACGGGUGGGGGAGGGGAGGGGGGGGGGGGGGCGGGGGGCUCACAAACACUUGCUGUUAAUAGUAGCACAACACAGUGACACUUUGAACUUCUCAGAAAUCUCAGCUCAAGCAAAGAUCAAUGUGAACAUUAUAGUGAAAUAUUUAUCAGGCGUGUAAUUGAUGUACCCGGUUUUUUUUGUAAUGACAAAUCACUAUUUAAAUAAAGUUCAUGUACUCACAAAAAUGCAAACCUGCACUUUUGUCUUACAUGUGUGGACUCUGCAAAGAUGUCAA